AUGAAUUUUAACGAAAUGUUAAAGAGUAAUGAAAAUAAUAUUAGGAGUGACAAGUUCAAUAAUUAUUGUACUUCGUUUAAUAAUUCCUCCAUGUCUUUGAACUCUACAAAACAAAAUAACAUAUCAUUAUUAAAUAAUAACAAUAAUAAUAAUAAUAAAAAUAAUAAUAUUAAUGUUAAAGUUGAACCUAAAGCAGGAGAAGAAUUAGAAAUUUAUGUAGAAAACAUGCUUAACGAAUUAAAAACCAAAAUGCAGAGCUUGUCAGAUAAUUUAUUAAAUAAAGUUGACAAUAUGGAAAAAUAUUUAGACGAACUAGAAAAUACUAUGAUGAACUAUACAACUCAAAAUCAUUUACAGUAA
Molecule: messenger RNA, 360 nt
Organism: Plasmodium reichenowi
Lineage: Eukaryota; Apicomplexa; Aconoidasida; Haemosporida; Plasmodiidae
Product: heat shock factor-binding protein 1, putative
Exons: 1
Coding region: 1-360 (119 amino acids)
Biological process (GO): cellular heat acclimation
Cellular component (GO): cytosol; nucleus
Molecular function (GO): transcription corepressor activity
Source: RefSeq, a predicted model, not a curated record